This is a messenger RNA of Serendipita indica DSM 11827, 3423 nucleotides long. NCBI's taxonomy places the organism in Eukaryota, Fungi, Basidiomycota, Agaricomycetes, Sebacinales, Serendipitaceae. The record is from the annotation of a GenBank genome assembly.
AUGUUUGACGAAUUUGUCGAGCAUGCCGGAACGCCAGAAGUUGCGCGAAAGACGGUCCCGCAACUUGAAACUCAGGGAUUCGAGCCAGAUGAUCCAUCCAUGGCGUUCCAAGAGGAACCAGAAACCAUCCUAACCUCGCUCGAAACAGGUUAUUUCUCUGCUAAUGCGGCAUCAGCGGUGGAUAAUGAUCCGCUCUUUGUUCUUGGACGCGUUCAGGUCGAUAUACCUGGCUCUUUAGUCGCCUUUGCCGUGGCUUCCGACAUGCUCUACAUGGGUUGUUCGAACGACAUGCUUAUUCAUAUCAAUCUCAAAAAUCCGGAGAAGAUUGUCAAAAUUCCUCUUAAAGCGUCGGUCUAUAAGCUAUUCCUCGAUCCCUCUGGCCGGCAUCUCUUGAUUGCGACUACUCAAGGCGAGAAUUGGUAUCUAUGCUCUCAGUGGAAAGAGUUCCUUCCACGACCAAUCAAGUCCUUCAAAAUGGUCAUUGAGACUGUAGCAUGGAAUACAUCGUACUUGCUCUCAAAUGUAGCACGGACAGCUACAACUACACGGGAGAUGCUCAUUGGAGGCCGGAACGGUAUCAUCUAUGAGGGAAUGCUUGACAGCAAAGAAGAGAUUUUCAGGCCGCACGACAGGAAUGUGACUGCAGUAUUCACAUUGCCAGAACGGACACCCAUCACUGGCCUAUGUUUCCAGUGGUUCCCUCCAAACGAACAGAAGAGAGGGCUGGUCGUAGUUACCACGGCCACACGUAUCUAUCAGUUUGUCGGCAGUCCUACGGACAAGCGUUCCGAAGACGGAGCACGAAUGUUUUCGCAACUGUUCUCGUCUUACAAAGGAACAGAGCUGAAAUUCUUAGAACUUCCCGGGUCUACCCACUCCGAGCUGCAUGCGCGAUACUCUGCCGAUAGGACAUUGAUAACAUCUGUUGCAUGGCUGACAGGGCAGGGUAUCUAUUACGGACUGGUCAACUAUGGCUCUUCGACUUCCUCCGACGCACUCAUCGACUCAGCCCAACUACUUCCAUAUCCACCUCCGUUCAAUGCUACAUCCCCUGUACCACUUCUGUCUAGUCCACUCUCUCCGCCUUCUACCGCACUCCCCGAAGUACCUGUCUCUAUAUCCCUCACUGAGUUUCACUUUCUUUCCUUGUUCAACGAGAGGAUUUCGUCCGUCAGCACGCUCGACUCAAAGGCAGAUUACGAAGAGAUCAUUCCUUUGAAACCUUCCGAGAGAAUGCUCGGUCUGGCGUCAGAUCCAGUCAGCGAGACGUACUGGGUCUACACGGAUUCAUCUCUCUUCGAACUCACCACCAAGAAUGAAACAAGGGAUGUCUGGCAAGUAUACAUGAGACGGGGUGAAUUCGACGCUGCACUCAAGUACGCAAGAACUCCUCACCAGCGUGAUACUGUUAUAGCAGCACAGGGAGAUGCAUAUCUCUCUCAGAAACAAUAUGCAAAAGCCGCCGAGCGCUUUGCGCAAACCUCGCGGAGUUUCGAACAGGUGGCACUCGCACUCGUCGAUUCUGGAGAUCGGGAUGCUCUCCAAUACUACCUUGUGGCUCGCCUUAGUCGGACUCGAAAGACCGACUUGACACAGCGGAUGAUGUUGGCAACCUGGCUUGUCGAGUUUUAUCUCGGCAAAUAUAACGAUCUGGACGACCUCAUUGCAUCUGAAAGCGCCGCUCACGACGUGGAGGAUCUCAAAGCCGAGCGAGCUAUGCUCGAUAAAGACCUCAAAACCUUCUUCGAGACGUAUCGAGAAAAUUUAGACCGCCAGACGGUAUAUGACUUGAUCCUUAGUCAUGGUCGAACAGAAGUGUUUUUGUACUAUGCGACUAUAAUCGGCGACUUUCAGCGCGUAGUCAGCCACUGGAUUCUCGAGGAGGAGUGGGAAAAGGCGAUCAACGUCAUUAGCAGUCAAGAGGAUUUGGAUCUUUACUACCGUUAUGCCUCUGUGCUAAUCCGGCAAGCGCCAAAGCUCACCGUCGAUGCUUGGAUACGUCAACCCACGUUGGACGCCGCACGACUGAUACCUGCGUUGCUGCAGCUCCAACAUCAACCACGGGAUCCCGUGAUUCCAAAUCAAGCCAUUCGCUAUCUCAAUCACAUCAUAUUCGAACAACAAAAUGUCUCCUCCACUGUCCAUAACCUUCUUAUAACUCUCUAUGCGUCGCCAUCAUUCGGAACGGACGAUCGACCUCUCCUACGCUUCCUUUCAACCGUUCCAAAGGAUAUCAUCUCUGGCAAACCUUAUUACGACCUUGACUAUGCAUUGCGAAUAUGCAGAAUGAAUGGCCGUAUUGGUCCCUGCGUCAGCCUUUACGCUGAGAUGGGCCUGUGGGAGAACAGCGUAGACUUAGCACUACAGGUAGGCGAUCUCGAACUCGCCAAGGCGAAUGCAGAUCGAGCAGAGGAAGAAGAUAUUCGACUAAAAAAGAAACUGUGGCUCAAGAUUGCCAAAUAUGUUGUCCAAGAUAAGCAGGACAUUAAAUCUGCUAUGGCGUUCAUUAAAGACACAAGUCUCCUCAAGAUUGAAGACAUUCUCCCGUUCUUCCCCGAUUUCGUGGUCAUAGACGACUUCAAGGAUGAGAUUUGCCUCGCGCUGGAGGAAUACAAGAAAGAUAUUGACAAGCUGGACGCGGACAUGAACGAAGCUGAGAAGAGCGCUGGACUCAUCCAAAAGGAUAUUGCAAACCUCAAGAGUCGAUUUGUCACGCUCGAGCCAGGGGAACGGUGCUCGUGCUGCAACUUUCCGCUUUUCACUCGCCAAUUCUACGUCUUUCCAUGUCAGCACUGCUUUCAUGCUGAUUGUCUUAUCGGAUUGGUCAAAGAGUAUCUUCCAGCACACGCGCUGCGCAAAAUACUCCUCCUCCAAGCGCAAUUGCUUCAAGCGAACAACCCGGAACAGGCCAAUGGCCCCACCACACCAUCGGUUCUUCCGCCAGCCCCGGCUCCGAGGACGCAAAGAACUCUCCUCUCUUCACAAUUUGGAGCGGCUAAUGGUGCUGCCAAUGUGCCACAAUCAAAGGGGCCAGCUACUAACCAAGUAGCGAACGGACGACCCGCGUCUUCGUUGAUCACCAAUCCUAUGGGUGGUUUACUCGCAGUCUCGAUGGCCCCAGUCUCUCUGGGUAGGAACAUGUUCGUGGCUGCAGAUCGUCUUAAGGACAUGAUCGUUCCCGAUGCAUUAGCCAAUGCCAUUGCCUUGCCUUCGCUACCAUGGGGUGGGACUGGCGCAAAUGUGCCAACGGCAGGAGGCGCGAAGAAAGUAAAGAAGGGAAGUAAAGAGGAUGAAGGUGCAGAGAAGGUGCGCGAGUCACUCGAUGAGCUUCUUGCAAGCAGCUGUCCACUCUGCGAGAGUAUGGUUGCCGGUCUUGACAAACCAUUUAUUGAACCUGGAGAGGUUGACACUUGGCAAUUGUAG